CUGGGCCUUCAGUUGCGCGUGUUACACGUUGAACAACGGUAAGGCUUGAGCGUCUUCUGUUUUAGAAAACGCUGCCAGUAUACGUUGAGAGCCUUCGGUAGUUAUUUCGUCAUAACUAGUUGUGAGAAAGGAAAAGCGAAAAUGCAUUCCGAGAGCAGUAUCGCUGAUUUCUUCGCGGACAGGUCGGUUUUCAUUACCGGGUCGACGGGGUUUGUGGGUAAAGUGCUAGUUGAGAAGUUGCUUCGCGCGUGCCCGAAAAUCAAGCGUCUCUACCUGCUGAUGCGAACUUCUUCGAGUAAAGAUAUUGCGACACGCCGAAGAGAGUUGAUCAACAAUCAGGUGUUCGCCUGGUUGGACCAACCAAGUGCGCUGGACAAAAUUGUCGCCAUCGCAGGAGACAUGACUUUACCAGGACUAGGGAUUUCUGCUUCCGAUAUGCAAUUACUCGUAGACGAAGUUUCGAUCGUCUUCAAUUCUGCUGCCAGUGUGAGGUUCGAUCAUGAAUUGAAGGAUGCACUAGAAACUAACGUGAAAGGACCAAGGCAACUGCUGGCUAUAUGUCAGAAAAUGAAAAAGCUUGAGGCCUUUGUUCAUGUUUCAACGGCUUUCAAUAACCUAGAUAAGGAUGUCGUUGGCGAAAUGAUCUAUCCGUCCCAUAUGGAUCCGAUUAAAUUGCUUAACUUUCUGGAGAGCAUUGAUGGAGAUUUCACAAGGAGCAUCACAACACAAUUACUAGGCAAAUCAAACCCAAAUACAUACACAUUCUCAAAAUCCCUGGCUGAACAGAUUCUAGAAAGGGAACGAUUUAAUGUUCCGCUGGCCAUCGUUCGUCCUUCUAUCGUAACAGCUGCCGCUAAAGAACCUACUCCGGGAUGGAUCGACUCGCUAUACGGCCCGACUGGUCUUAUUGCGGGUGGGGCAAAAGGUUUCCUCCGGCUCUUUAAGUGCGAUGCUAGUUGUGUCAUCGAUCUAAUUCCAGUUGACUACGCUGUCAACCUUAUGAUAGCAGUUGCCUGGCAUCAAGCAAUAACCAAGCCUUCGCAACUUACCAUCUAUACAUCUUCUACGAGCUAUCACAAUCCAAUUACUAUCCAACAGCUCAGAUUGUUAUCGGAAGAUGCCGUUAUUAAAUACCCACCGAAAGAGAUGAUGUGGUGCCCAAGCGGAGAGUGUACCAAUCGUGACUGGUAUUUCCGGAUCAACGUUUUUUUCACUCAUUACCUCCCAGCCUACUGCCUUGAUUUCAUCAGUCAACUGUCCGGCAAACGUGCUAAAAUGGUCAAGUUGUAUGAAAGAGUAUUUAAAGCGACUUCAAGCUUAGGUUUCUUCAAUAGCCACCAAUGGCAAUUCGUGAGUGAAAACUCGUUGAAAAUUCGGUCCAAAAUGUCGGCAAGUGAUCAACACAUGUUCGAUUUUGAUGUCCGUCAAUUGAAUUGGCGAACAUACUUCGAGACUUACGUUCAAGGCAUUCGACAGUUUAUCCUGAAAGAUGAUCCUAGUACUCUACCACAAGCCAGGAAACUUCUCGUCAGGAUGUACCUCCUCAAGUUAUUCAUCCGCUCUUUGGUGUCGAUCUGUUUCGUACUUUCAGUUAUAAGUAAAACAAGACACCUUUUCCAGAGCCCCAUUUCGUCUUUAUUGUAAAUCUUGCAUUCGUAGAAGGAUAUCUUGAUGUGCAAAUAUUCAUUACUUUCUCCUCGAAGGUAGAUAUAUCUAAAGUUAAUGAAGUUUAAAUCAAGGUAAAUUCUCAUACAUGAAUACGAAAAAUUUGGCUGUUUAGCUAUUAAUACAUGCAUAUAUCGUAGCAA
Molecule: messenger RNA, 1808 nt
Organism: Daphnia carinata
Lineage: Eukaryota; Metazoa; Arthropoda; Branchiopoda; Diplostraca; Daphniidae
Product: putative fatty acyl-CoA reductase CG5065
Exons: 9
Coding region: 142-1644 (500 amino acids)
Biological process (GO): long-chain fatty-acyl-CoA metabolic process
Cellular component (GO): peroxisome
Molecular function (GO): alcohol-forming very long-chain fatty acyl-CoA reductase (NADP+) activity
Source: RefSeq, a predicted model, not a curated record